CAAAUCAUGUGCGCCAGCGUUGGACUUUGGAAUCAUCAAUGGAUUAAUUUUCGUAUAAAACAACAAGGUGUAGAUCAGCUUGCACUAUUUCUAGCUGGAACCUAGAACACGCACGCACACGCACAUAUCGAGCUUAGUACCUACAAUGGCAACUUCUUCUUCUCCCUCGUCCACGGCGAUCCAGAUAACUCCACCGACCGCCACCAAGGACGUUGAUGACGACGAUGAGAUACCAGCCCCUGACACGGUACCACCGCCAACGGCAACCCCUACCAUGGACAGGGUCAUGUCAGGCGUGGCAAACCUUGCGCAGCUCCUGCCAACGGGCACUGUGCUGGCAUACCAGGCGCUAAGCCCGUCCUUUACCAACCACGGCAAGUGCGAGACCUCCAACCAGUGGCUCACCGUGGCGCUGGUCGCCGUCCUCACCGUCAUGUGCCUCUUCUUUUCUUUUACCGACAGCAUCGUCAGCCGUGACGGAAAGCUCUACUACGGCGUAGCCACUCCGCGCGGCUUCAACGUGUUCGACUUCUCCAGGGAGGACGAGAGCCAUGAGUGGAGCAGGGACCAGCUCCGGAGUCUCCACCUCCGGCCGCUGGACUUCGUGCACUCCUUCUUCGCGGCCGUGCUUUUCCUCACAGUGGCGUUCAGUGAUGUGGGGCUGCAGAACUGCUUCUUCCCGGACGCCAGCAGGAACGCCCAGGAGCUGCUCAAGAACCUGCCACUCGGCAUGGCUUUUCUAUCCACCGUUGUGUUCGCCAUCUUCCCCACCAAAAGGAAGGGAGUCGGAUUCAGCGACUCUACUCCUCGCCCGAAGGUUGAUCACUUAAAUUAGUUAUGUUUCAUGGCUUGGAUUUUUCUUAUUUUUAAGACAAUGUACAACGUCGAUGCAUGAAUUUUCCUGCCAACUUUUAAAAAAAUAGUGUAUGGUUAUAUGCACCAAUCGAUGAAUAGAUGAUGGGUCAUUCUCCUUUAA
This is a messenger RNA of Aegilops tauschii subsp. strangulata, 976 nucleotides long. Its product is annotated as protein DMP2-like. NCBI's taxonomy places the organism in Eukaryota, Viridiplantae, Streptophyta, Magnoliopsida, Poales, Poaceae. The record is from RefSeq and is a predicted model, not a curated record. Gene Ontology annotation, biological process: endomembrane system organization.